UAUGCAUAUAUAAGACAUACCUGCAGCAUGUACAACAUGGAAAGUUUUCUCACUACAUAAAUUUUUUAUCUAGCCUUCUACAUAUUGUUAAUUUUUGCAGGAGAGCAAAUGGCAGAAAUAUCGUUGGAUACGGAGAAAGAGAUCAAUGCUGCGGAGACGAAGAAACCUGGAGCAAGGGUGAGUGAUGUGAGUCUGAAAGAUGUGAGCCUGGAGCAUGUCACUUACAACGCCAAGGUCUCAUUCACUAAUCCAUUUAGUACUCCCGUCCCCAUUCUUGAGAUCUCUUACGCUCUUAAAGCUGCCAACAGGGAAAUUGCCUCAGGAACUACUUCGAACUCAGGACGAUCGAUUAUGGCGAACGAUGCAAUCGUAGUGGAUCUGGAAAUGGAAGUGCCGCACAGUGUGCUGCUGAGUAAUUUGGUGCGAGACAUUGCUGCAGAUUGGGACAUUGACUAUGAGCUGGGAAUUAAUUUUGUCAUGAAUGUGCAUAUUGACUACGACUUGGUGAUUAAUUCUGUCCUCGAUGUCCCGGUUCAUGGAAAUAUUACCAUUCCGAUUUGUAGCCAAGGCCAGAUCAAACUUCCUGCUUUGUCCGAUCUAUCAAUUUUAUCGUGGGUUCGUUUAUUAUUGCCGUUCGGGAAAUCAGUAGUAAUUGUUUUCUCAAGAGCAUGUCUAAAUGUAUUUGAUGAGGUUCGAAAACAAAUUAUUGAAAAAAUGCUUAGAUACAAAGCCAAAUAUUUAUAAAGAAAAUAGGUCUUUUUAUGCCAUCAUAUACUGAUGAUCGCUUACUUUGGCUUAUAUAAAUACAGUAUUGGCAAAUAAGCCAUAUGCCAAACACAGUCCGGUUAAAUUUAUAUAUUCAUCAAAUUUUUAUCCGUGAA
This is a messenger RNA of Daucus carota subsp. sativus, 881 nucleotides long. Its product is annotated as desiccation protectant protein Lea14 homolog. Gene Ontology annotation, biological process: response to desiccation. The record is from RefSeq and is a predicted model, not a curated record. The transcript has 2 exons. Bases 109 to 744 code for a protein of 211 amino acids. Gene Ontology annotation, cellular component: cytosol. NCBI's taxonomy places the organism in Eukaryota, Viridiplantae, Streptophyta, Magnoliopsida, Apiales, Apiaceae.